GGAGGCUGGGGCAGCUGAACCUGCAGCAGUGCUGAGAGUUGGACUUUGCUAAAGCCAUGACAGCAGCCGGGAGUGGAAACGGUUUUGGCACCACGGCUUGGUGGGGCUUUUCUCCAGCCCUUGACCUACAAGCAAUGUGAAAAAGUCUCCCAGAUAUGGUCAUAUCACUUUUUCUGCAGAUAUGGAUACAUCUGUGGAGCAUCUGCACAUGUCUGAGGAUGGUACUCCAGAACUGAAUAUCUUGCUUGUGGGAUCAGCUGAUGGUCGCCAUAUCCUGAAGACGAUGUGUCAAGCCCACCGACGGCCACGGAGGAAAAUCAACUUUUAUGUGCUGGAAAAUAACCUGGAGGCGCUGGGUCGGCAGUUGCUGUUUCUGAGCCUGGCGCUGGAGCCUCUGGAGAAGAUGGGUCUGCAAGAGAAGAGUGAGUUGUUCUUGGAGCUGAUGGGGAAUACUCUGGUCCGAAGCCAGACAGCUGCUUAUUUGCAGGAGAAGGCGGGCCUUUUCGUCCGUUACAUCACAGAUCCCUGCUUUCAGCAAGCUGACCUCCCCACAUUGGACUUGUCUGCCCUCAAGUUCAAGGAGCGGGACCUGUUGGAGGCAAUAUUCCGGUUCUGGAAGAACCCCGAUCCGCAGUCUUUCCAGAUCGAGCACCUCUGGGACCUGCGGCUCCGGCAAUACCUGGGCGCCCGCUACGACGCCCGCCGUGGGGUUUGCGACUGGGACCUCACCAUGAAGUUGCACGAGCAUGGGGCCAAAGCAAUCAAUUCCCGUGAGUUUUUCCGGUGGCGCAACACAGGCUUGGCCUUUGAGCUGCGGGAAGCCCCCUACGACGUCCCCAACAAGACUCUGGCGUCCGGCCGUCUCCUCAGACACAAAGGGGAGCCGAUGCCAGCACGGGGAUACUGGGGAGACAUUGCCACCGGCCCCUUCGUCACCUUUGGGAUUGAGACGGAAGAGACCAGUCUGCUGAAAACCGUCAAUGGCCUUCCUAGCAAGAGUGCCCAGGACAUCUCCUUGUACAACGUCACUGCCAUGUUCUAUGAACUGAGCUAUCGCUCCUGCUAUAACCCACCCACAGCCUCAGAGGAAAAGGACGGCAGCCCGCGAGGGAAUGAGGAGGACCCUGCUACACUGGAUGCCGUCAGCAGCUCUCCUGCCACAGAAGAUAUCCGAGUCCACUUCCUGCCUCUCGACUGCCUCCCCCGGCUCCAUCUCAAGAGCAAAUACCAAAGGUUAUUCAACCUUGUCUUUUUCUCAUGCAGCAUGGUACACCUCCUGAAACCAGAUCUGCGUCUGGUGUCCGCCCCGAAAGCCAUUCUCCUAGUUGAGCUGACGAACUAUCUGCCCGACCUCCGCAAGGAGCAGGUGUCCGAGUUCUCCUCCCGAGUGACCAACCUGGGAAGCGAAGCCGGAUUUGUGCCCGUCGAAGUGCCGGGCAAAGAAGUCUUUUCGUUUUUCCGGCUGGGGGAUCCUCCUGAGAUGGCGGAACCAGGCCUCUGAAACCCCUGCCCCGUUUUUUAAUGUUAGUCUUCUUUUGAAUCUUAUUGUGUAUUUUUUUAAAAAAAAUAAUUCCUCUGAAUAAAAAAGGCUGCUGUUGUAUAA
Molecule: messenger RNA, 1603 nt
Organism: Sphaerodactylus townsendi
Lineage: Eukaryota; Metazoa; Chordata; Lepidosauria; Squamata; Sphaerodactylidae
Gene: DNAAF3
Product: dynein axonemal assembly factor 3
Exons: 12
Coding region: 182-1501 (439 amino acids)
Biological process (GO): axonemal dynein complex assembly; motile cilium assembly
Source: RefSeq, a predicted model, not a curated record